This is a messenger RNA of Chondrus crispus (carragheen), 99 nucleotides long. RefSeq lists its product as hypothetical. The record is from RefSeq and is a predicted model, not a curated record. The coding region runs from base 1 to 99 and encodes 32 amino acids. The transcript has a single exon. Lineage: Eukaryota; Rhodophyta; Florideophyceae; Gigartinales; Gigartinaceae.
AUGCGCGAAAUACUGUACAUUUUAUCCCCAAACGAAAAACAUUCAGCCAAAAGUGCUCUCAGCCUGGAACGGACAAACGACCUUCUCGACUGCCCUUAA